Messenger RNA from Geosmithia morbida, 1305 nucleotides. RefSeq lists its product as uncharacterized. The record is from RefSeq and is a predicted model, not a curated record. Bases 1 to 1305 code for a protein of 434 amino acids. Lineage: Eukaryota; Fungi; Ascomycota; Sordariomycetes; Hypocreales; Bionectriaceae. The transcript has 2 exons.
AUGGUUCAACUCAUAUCAUCACCAGUGUCUUCCCAACAAGAUCCAGUCAAAGAUGCGGUCGGGCAGACACCCACAUCGAUAUCGAUAGAGCUAGAGAAGCAGCAGCAGCAGCAGCAGCAGCAGCAACAACAACAACACCAACAACAGCCACCGAAAAUGAUGUCACGCGAAGAGCAUGCUCAGCGUAUGCGCGAGCUUAACCGCAAGCGCGGCCUGACAAAGGGUCCUCCCCGUCGCGGCUGGUCCAUGACGGAGUACCAGGGACCUACCACUCCCGUACAGAACAACAGCGGCAGCGGCAGCGGCAGCGGCAGCGGCAGCGGCAGUAGCGGCACCACCACCACCACCACCACCAUGGCUACGACCACGACAGCAGGCCAACGAGACCGGCAACAUGACCAAUUGACGCAGCAGCUCCCCCGUCGUCGACCAAAGGCCCCCCCGCCACGCAGGUCGUACUCGGUGACGGACCACGAGCCCGCCCCACCCAACCAGCCCCGCCCAUCGGCGCGGCUCACCAUCCUCGACCUCCCCGCCGAGCUCCACUACACCUUCCUCGACUACCUCGACCCCAUCGACGCCGUGUGCUUCGGCCUCGCCCACCCCUCCCUGUACGCCAUACACAGGCGCAAAUACCCCGGCGCCAUCUCCCUCGCCAGCCGGUACUCCGGUCCGAACGACAUGGAGUGGGCCUGGAGGGGCGCCGGUCCCUUGAUCCGCACUUCCUCUUCCUCCUCCCACACUCCUACUCCCACCAUGCCCUCUCUCAACCGCACCCUCAAGAAGUCGAGCACGGCGCCUUCCUCCGCCUCGGCGUCAUCCACGAGCAUCGCCUCCAUGGCCUCAAACACCACCUCCUCCGCCGCGACAACCGCUUCCUCCACCGCCUCCUCUCCCGGGAAACCUGCCGCUGCCACCGCCGCUGCCAUUGCUCCCCUUCUCACCACCGCUUCUUCCUCCUCCUCCUCCUCUUCUUCCUCUUCUUCUCCUGCUGCUGCUUCUGCUGCCGUGCACGCUGCGCAAGCCACGCAAGCCGUGCAAGCCACGCAAGCCACGCACCUCGCCCGCAUGCGCGUCCAAGGCCAGGUGUACUGUCGCAAGUGUGGCGUCUGCCGCUGCGAACUCCACCGUCACCUAAAGGAGUGGUUUCCCGGCCGGGAGUACUGUGAGAUCAAGGAGGUGUACGGUGCACCUGCCCCUCCCGACGCGAAGCCCUAUUGCUACAUGAGCUCUCCUAAGAAUCCGACUCGAUGUGGGAGGCAUGGGGGGAGGAAGGUGAAUACUAGUGGCGGUGUUUCCAAGUAG